Aspergillus sclerotioniger CBS 115572 is the source of this 1322-nucleotide messenger RNA. Its product is annotated as WD repeat-containing protein. The record is from RefSeq and is a predicted model, not a curated record. Gene Ontology annotation, biological process: mRNA export from nucleus. Gene Ontology annotation, cellular component: THO complex part of transcription export complex. The transcript is spliced from 3 exons. Bases 195 to 1322 code for a protein of 375 amino acids. NCBI's taxonomy places the organism in Eukaryota, Fungi, Ascomycota, Eurotiomycetes, Eurotiales, Aspergillaceae. Gene Ontology annotation, molecular function: protein binding.
CAGUCAAGCAGCGCAUCUUUGCAAUUGUUCCCGGAGACUACUUUCCAUACUGACAGCUACCCUCUCACUCUUUUUGUGAGACACCCCCUUUCACUCUCCCUACCGCAGCCCCUCGGGGCAUCCGUCCAGGCUGCUGCUGCCGCAAUCGCGAACCCGUCAGCAGCAGCAACAAUCACUCAAAGACCACCUCUGCAAUGGCUCCUCCUCGACGGAACCUCCUCCCCAAAGACCGAUUUGCACACGCAUUCGGGGGUCUCAAAACGCAAAACUAUCAUGACCCUGCUUCUCGCGGACCAGGUUCUCAUACAAUUCGCACAAUAGCAUGGAAUCCCACCGGCCAGCUCGUCGCCACCGGCUCCGCAGACCGUACCCUCCGAAUCUGGAACCCCGAGCGCUCGCAGGUCAAAUACUCGACCGAACUGCGCGGCCAUACAGCCGGCAUCGAGAAAGUCGUAUUCAACCCCGUUCGAGACUCGGAAUUAGCCAGCUGCUCGACAGAUGGCACCGUUCGUCUCUGGGAUGUCCGGUCGAAGACCUGCGUGAGCCGUCUCGACGUUGGAGGCGAGGCAUUCACCCUGUCCUGGUCUGCUGAUGGUAGCGUCAUGGUCGUCGGUAGAAAGGAUGACACCCUCAUCCCCAUCUCCGUCGAAUCCCCAUCCACCCCAACCAUCCUAUCCGACGGAACAACAACAACAACAUCCAUAACGCAACAAAAGCCCACCCUCACCCCAUCAUCAACAACCUACAAAGCCCUAGAACCACACCCCCAACCCAUCCAAACCAACGCAACCACCUUCUCCCACCACGUCUCCACCCCUUCCUCCCCAGACCUCCACCUCUUCGCCACCACCGGCGAAGGCACCGUCAAACUCAUCUCCUACCCAUCCUUCGACGUCCUCCACACCCUCCACGCCCACACAUCCGCCUGCCUUUCCAUCUCCCUCGCUCCUACGGGCCGCUACCUCGCCGUGGGCGGUAGCGACGCCCUCAUCUCCCUCUGGGACACAACAGACUGGAUCUGCAAACGCACAGUAUCGAGUAAUAACGGUGGGGCUGUACGCGGCGUGAGCUGGAGUUUCGAUGGGAGAUUCAUCUGCGGUGCGUGCGAUGAGUCAGGUUGCGGUGGUAAUGGGUUGGAGAUUUUCCAUGCUGAAACGGGGGAAAGUGUUUAUACGGUGCCGACGGGUGGGAAUGUCAAUUCGGGGAUUCCGGCUGUUGCGUGGCAUCCGUCGAGGUAUUGGUUGGCGUAUUCUACGUCUGCGGAUGGGUCGGGGCCGGGGGGUUUGAAAAUUGUGGGGGCUGCUGGGGGUGGGGGGUUGUAG